This is a messenger RNA of Paramuricea clavata, 3463 nucleotides long. NCBI's taxonomy places the organism in Eukaryota, Metazoa, Cnidaria, Anthozoa, Malacalcyonacea, Plexauridae. The record is from the annotation of a GenBank genome assembly.
AUGAAUCGAAGUAUAAAGUCAUAUUUUCCAUGGCUGGACCAAAAGAAGCAAGUACGUUAGCCCCCACCAAGCAAUAUAAUCUGUCGAAACUGCAUGACUAUGAAAUUAUUGUAUUUGUUCUAUUCUGCACAAGAAAGUGCAGGAAAUUGCGUUUCUGAAUUCUGAGUCUCAAUUUGUCAAAUUUCCAAAGGGGGCAUAUCACCAGACUUUUCCUGGGGGGGGGGCAAAAUGUGAUUUCGUGGGGGGGGGGACUGGGAGGCAUUUGCCCCCCAGCUCGUAUGUUAAAAAGGCCAUGAUACAAUAUACAACAUUGUCCAGUGCAUGUGCACUGUGGGAUAUAGCAGGUUUUAAAUUGAGAUUGUCCAAAAGUAAAUGCUGUAAAUUGUUGAACACAAAAUUUGACCACUGAGUGGAAUUUACUGAAAAUAUGAUGUAAAGGCAGCAGGUGCAAUCAUGUUGUUUUUUUCUAGGGUUCCUUACAUUCUGCACAAGAGGUUAAGAAAUGGAUUCCAAGCAUUAAAAAAGAAUUAGAUUAUUGUCUUGAGGUUAAUAUUCUAACUCGUAAAACUGUUGAUCGGUAAUGCAUCAGUCAAAUCCAAGUGUUCUGGGCUUUUGACAAUUUUUGAAGUAUGUGUUUAAUUCAAGGAGCGGGGUACCCUGGUUCCAGAGGCUCUUUGCGAGGCGAAAGAAACGAGAGGCGAGAAUGGAGAGUCUCUGGUCACAUCGAUUGCAAAUCCCACUUCCACACUUGAUUAGGUUCAGAAUUUGAAUCUCUCAUGUGAUUGCAGGCCAUUUGGCCAUCUGUAAAAAUAUGUCAAACCGGUUUGGGGAAUAAAUAUUACUGUAAGCUAAUUAUAGCCUGUAUUAAAAUAUUCUAUUAAACUCAACCAAGCAUGAAUAUUAAUACUCCUGUGAGAGUGAGACGGUAUCAAAUUUCUAAGGAGAUAAACAUAUUAAUAUUAAUCAGUUUUGCAGGACAUGUAAUACAUGUUUGGUUGAGUUUAAUAAUUAAUAGAAUAUUUUAAUAAACGCUAUAAUUAGCUUACAUGUUUAUUUUUGACAUAUUUUUACAAAUGGCCAAUCACAUGCGAGAUUCAAAUUCUGAACCUAAUCAAGUGUGGAAGUGGGAUUUGCAGUCGAUGUGACCAGAGGCUCUCCGUUCUCGCCUCUCGUUUCUUUCGCCUCGCAAGGAGCCUCUGGAACCACGGUAGGAGCGGGGAUGAAAUGCAUGUGAAAAUGCUCUGCAGUGGGGCAGAAGAUCAUCAGCAAACACUCUACCCCGGGACAACUGAAAUCUAAGAAAAGUUUUUGAAACAGGGGUAUUCCACUUCACAAACAAUCUAACUGUAUGUUUGAAUGUCUUGAAAUAAUAAGCCUUGUCUGCGACGAUGUUGCAUCGGGUUACUCAUCUAGUUAUUCUCUUCUAAUGUUUAUUACUUUAUUUGUGAAUUUCCAAAGUUCGUUUCGAAGUUCGUUCCGAUGAUUUAUGAAGCUCUGUAAGUUAAAAGAGCCAGCCAAUCCAUUAGCUUACUAUUGAAUAAUCGAAACGAACGUCGGAACUUUGACUUUGCAACGAGCAUUCCAAAGUUACAAAUAAACAUUCGAAGUAUUAUUUCAAAAGCAUGCAAGUUAACUUUUAAAGCAAAUUGAGGUUUUUAAAAUGGAAUAUUGAUUUCAAAUGCCCCACCCACGGGCAAAGGUUUGCGUGCAAAUGCUUCUCCCCAAGAACGUCCUACACGAGCUAGUAGACAGAUUUAGAUCGAGGACGCGUACGUCAAAGACGACGUGAAAAUGGCGUGUUGUGCCCAUGUAUGGAUAUGCCGCGCCAUUUUCACGUCGUCUUUGACGUCAGCGUCCUCGAUCUAAAUCUGUCUAAUGCCCCGUGGUGGCCUGAGGAGGGAUAAGCACGCUUAAUUGGAUUUGACUAAUGCAUAAAGUCUGGUUUUAGAUGGAGAAAAUAUAAUGCAUAUGCAUAUUAAUCAGUCCUCUGGCAUUAGACAAAAUGCAACACUAAAGCCCCGUUUACACUACGCUCAAUUUUUGGUACGGCACAGAUAAAAUUGGUACCCGUACCACUUUUUUGGUUCUUGGACUACCUAUUUAGGUAGUCCAAGAACCAAAAAGUGGUACGGUAUCAAAAAUUGAGCGUAGUGUAAACGGAGCUUAAGUGAGCAACAGUUGAUGCUUAAUACUUUUACCAUUACAUAUAGUAGCUCGUAUAGUAAGAUUAGAAGUAUCUUACUGCAUGUGUACGAUUGUGCAAUUUACUUUCAAGACCACAGUUAUUUUGCAAUAAAUUUUGAUUUCCGGUAAAAAUUAAAAAUACAUCAUACAAUAAACCAUUAUUGAAGACGAAGUUUUUACCUGGGAUAAUUCGCUUCAUAUUUUCUUCAUAUUUUUCACACAUUUGUUUAUUUGCAGCAAUUAUCUGGAGCACGGCAACAUCAAUACCCUGAAAGAAAGGUCAAGGAAUUUGAAGAAAAAGUUCAACUUCUUGAGAAAGAAUACAAGAGGUUGUAUAACUAUUCUUAUUGUUUCUUAUACAGCCACUUUUUGUACUAUAUAACUAAUAUAUUACCGGGUGUUAUAAAGAUUUUAUUUUCCAUAUAGGUUUGUGCAAAAGGUAUUUGAACUUGAUCCUCAAACAUCUGGAAUACCAUGGCAACCCCGUGGAUACGUCAGCAAACGAAAGGCUGCAGAAAUGGUCAGUUUUGUUCUGAAAGGAAAAACAACUAUUAUUAUAUAUUCAAUUAUAUUUGAGAAAUUCUACAUUACUGCUGUAUAUAAGUAUCACUGCUGCAGCAAUGUUAAGGAUAAUAGUGAGCUUAAGCAAACAACGUUUUUGACAACACGAACUGCAUGAGUAACGUCAGAAGACUGGGUCAAUGGCUGUGAUUGGUGCAAAACGUCAACUUUACUUCCGGUCGACGUCCGUGUUGUCAAAAACGUCACUUGCUUUAGCUCACUAUUGUCAUUCUUAUACAGACGCCCUGGCCCUGGGGCAGGUUGUAUAAAAAAGUAUAGUUAAGGUUAACUACAGUUCGUUCAAAAGUUAACCAAUCAGAAUCGCGUAUUGAAAGAUAACUAGUAAUGUUAAUUAAACAUCCAAUGUUUUUUCACUUUUCAUUUUGUUUUUAGAGUACAGAUAAAGGAAAUGUACAAUCAAAAGGUUCAGUAUCCAAUGUUAUGCUUCAAUUUGAUAGUUUUCUAUUUAACCACUUAGUGUCUUAGUAAGAUGUUUUUCUUAUAUUCAAGUGCAUGAACUACAGUUAUAUUAACUUCCUAGCUUUAAAAGGUUGGUCAUAUAAGCUCGAUGCACAAAAUACGUUUAUAAUGGCGUUGCCAACCCGAAUUUUCCAAUUGAUAACGAUAUUCUUCUGAAUAUACUUUAGUUGAGCAGAUAACAAAGAAGAAAAUCUGCACGCCAUUGAUGGAUAAAGAGAGGAAGCAAGAGACAAACUAG